Mya arenaria is the source of this 2361-nucleotide messenger RNA. RefSeq names its product furin-1-like. The transcript has 13 exons. The coding region runs from base 172 to 1527 and encodes 451 amino acids. Gene Ontology annotation, molecular function: serine-type endopeptidase activity. The record is from RefSeq and is a predicted model, not a curated record. NCBI's taxonomy places the organism in Eukaryota, Metazoa, Mollusca, Bivalvia, Myida, Myidae. Gene Ontology annotation, biological process: protein processing. Gene Ontology annotation, cellular component: trans-Golgi network; Golgi membrane.
GUCGGAAGAGAUUAAUCAAUUCACAAAAUCAGACAAACCUGCGAAUCAUGCCGUCACCUCUGGUCCGCUCUGAAUAUGUCAUUCUAACAUUAUUGUGUUGCAAACAAAAAAUAUUUUAAUCAGUAUGAGAUUUUGAUCAAACAAGAGUAUUUCAAUGACGUUAAAAGCCAAAUGGAGAGUCAAGGGUUCACAUAUUUACAGCAGAUAGCUGGUGUGUCAAUAUUUCAAGGAAAUGAAGGGUACAAAGAACGCAGUUCAAAAGAAAAUGUCGCAAAGCUGAAGCAAAUUCUAGCUGACAAGGUAUUGGACAUAGAACAGGCGUAUUAUAUCGAUCCCGACCUGCAUAGUGUGCUUGGUGGAGAUUACGAGACUGAACGCGCAGAAGACGAUGAUGAAAGGUCUUUCGAUGAUUUUGAUGAUGAUUUCGACAGGAGUAUGUUCCUGACCUGCUCGCCUUACUACGACACUGGUCAUGGUAUUGACGCUGUCUGGGAAAACUUUGACGGCUACAACAUCACAGUUGCCGUCGUUGACAUCGGCGUUUCCGUCAAACAUGAUGAACUAAGCGCUAAAAUUCGGAUUGCUCAUAACUUUGAAACUAAUGACGAAAAUGUAGAGCCGGAAGACUAUGGAAUCCAGUAUAGUCAACUCACGAACCAUGGUAAUUCAGCCGCCAGCGUCAUAGGAGCGGUGAAGGACAACAAAUUGUGUUCUGCUGGCGUGGCUUACAACGCAAACAUAGCAGCUUUUAAAAUUGGCAGUGUAUCGAAUACCGGCGACCUUAAAAUAUCGGUGAUAAAUAUAAAUGCUGCACUUGCCUACAAAUACAAUGAGAUUGACAUUUAUUCGAACAGCUGGGAUUUGGGUCGUCGAGGGUUUCGAAAUUGUGGUCUAUCUGCCAGUGCAGUGCUGAAAGCAGGUGUACAAAAGGGACGUAGAGGAUCCGGUUCCAUUUACAUGAUCGCAACUGGCAAAAUUGGCAACUGUGUCUCAAACAGCAUAUAUACCAUAGCAGUCAACAGUAUUGGAACGAAUGGUAGUGUGCCUUUUGGCAUUAACCGUAGCUCAGCGACACUAGUUUCUGCGUUUGGACAAGCCAAUAAUAGAACUAAGUAUAUGAUAACAGCUAGCCAAAGAGCCGACAUAAAAUGCGACAAGAACUUUAAAGGAUCCUCAUCUGCAACUGCCAUCCUUGCCGGAAUUUGUGCGCUAAUCUUACAAGCGAAACCAACCCUGACAUGGCGAGAUAUCCAACAUAUACUUGUACAAAGUUCUAACGCAGUGGAGCUUAACAAUCACAAAACAAAUGGAGCAGGAAGAACUUGUCACGACGUUUUCGGUUUCGGGAUAGUGAAUGCAUCUAAGGCAAUAGAGAUUGCAAAACCUUGGGUUAUGGUCGAUAAACAGAUGAACAUCACUAAGGAAUUUGAAAGGUUCAACGCAUCACAUUUUAUAGCAGAAAUCCAAUGCAACAAUGGUUGUGUGCAAGCGAUAGAGCACGAUCAAGUCGCAUUCAAUUUCAACUAAAGAACUUCAACUUCUGGGACGAGCAAAGUAAUGGAACUUGGCUACUGCUGACAGAAAAAUGCACGGAAAGCGUAGCACGAAAAAACGAAGCUGCGGUUAAAAACCCAGUAAUAAAUGCCGUUCGAAUAACGAGUUAUGGGACUGGGGUCGAAAUACGCAACGAUGAUAUCUACGAUCAGCAUAAACACGUUAAACCUGCUGUAAUUAUAAUUGUGGCUAUACUUGCUAUUGUUGCCUUAGUUGCAAUUGUACUGCUUGUACGACAUAAAGCCGCCAAUGCACAGUAACGCAGCCAACGCAAAACCAAGAUCAAGGCCAUGCCAUGCUACACACAUCAUGUUACGAUACAAACACGGAUGAAGAUGCAAACACAAGUGUGUGAAGCUUGUGUGACAACUUACUGAUUGUAUUCGUACAUGCAUGUGCCUUAAAAUGAAAGUGAACAAAAACAGUGCAUAAGAACAUAUGACUAAUGUCCGCUGGCACUGUUAUAUAUUCAAUAAAUUUUACAAGGAAGUAGCAACAAGCAAAUUCGAGAAUUGAUUUCCCGCGCCGAAGAAUUCCUAGUCAGAAGAACCAGACAUUUCAAGUCUUCUGCGUAAGCAAAACUCCGCAAAGAGUAUUGCAUUUAAAAAGUAGUUAUUAAUAUUAAUUGGGUAGAAAACAAAAUAAUUACGAUCUGUUGUGAGCUCACUAUUGCUUUAUAUAAAUGGAUAUUAGGUUAACAAUUCAGUUUACAUACUAUUUAUUUGUUACCUACUUUGUUAAUUGUACUAAGUACUGGUUUUGUUAAAAUAUAAAACUCGUUAAAUGACUAUUAUUUGGUUACUUAAA